AUGUCCUCAAUCCAGAAUGCAGAUUCCGGCGCACAGAAUGCCGAUCAGACCUCGCCACUCCCUCAAGUGCCAGAGGCAGCCCAUGUUGAACACGGUGUCCAGACAUCCCCCACCGAGCAGGCCCCUGGUGCUCCACCACCGAUAGUCAUUCAACAGCCCGCAAAGAAACAGUCCUUUGCGGAGGAGGUCGUCGGUUACGCCAAGAUCGCGUAUAAAAAGCAAAUCAGAGGAACAGUAUUGCGCCAGCCGGAAACUAAGGAGAUGGGCGAGAAAAUCCUGAAGGGCGAGGCCAGCUACAACCCCAAGGGACCCCCGGAAUGA
This is a messenger RNA of Rhodofomes roseus, 321 nucleotides long. RefSeq lists its product as uncharacterized. The transcript has 6 exons. The coding region runs from base 1 to 321 and encodes 106 amino acids. The record is from RefSeq and is a predicted model, not a curated record. Lineage: Eukaryota; Fungi; Basidiomycota; Agaricomycetes; Polyporales; Fomitopsidaceae.